CUGUCGAACCCACGCUCGCUAGAGCUUAUUCCCCAAGUAAAGAAGGUUGAUCUCCCUCUAAAACUUGCCCACGAAUCUCUCCAUCUCUCUCGGGACUCUGUGCGAAGGAUCGGAACAUCACAGGCGGCCAUGGAGUGCGUUUUCGGGCUUGUCGGCGACGGCUUUGCUUUGAUCGCUGCGGACUCAUCCGCUGUCCAUAGUAUACUCGUCCACAAAUCUAACGAGGACAAGGUUUUGGUCCUCGACUCCCACAAGCUCCUCGGCGUCUCCGGCGAGGCCGGCGAUCGGGUUCAGUUCAUCGAGUACAUCCAAAAGAACGUGCAUCUCUACCAGUUCAGGAAUGGCAUCCCGCUGAACACUGCCGCCGUUGCCAACUUCACCAGGGGUGAACUUGCCACUGCUCUUAGAAAGAACCCAUAUUUUGUUAACAUUCUACUAGCUGGUUAUGAUAAGGGUAUUGGACCAUCUCUUUACUACAUUGACUACAUCGCAACUCUCCACAAGAUCGACAAAGGUGCAUUUGGUUAUGGUUCCUAUUUCUCCUUGGCAAUGAUGGAUAGGUAUUUUCGCAGUGGGAUGUCACUGGAAGAGGCAAUUGAUCUUGUAGAUAAAUGCAUCAUGGAAAUCCGGUCAAGACUGUUUGUUGCUCCACCGAACUUCGUGAUCAAGAUUGUAGACCAGAAUGGAGCAAGGGAGUAUGCAUGGCGUGAAUCCAUUUCAUCAGACUAAUGUCUUUCUGAACCUAGUGUUAUGAUCUUGACUGGCUUGACUAGAGGACAGUUUUUGCAUUGAAUUGCUGAAUAUGUUUUAUUUAGGUUGUUUGUCCAAAAAAAUAUGUUUGAUCUAUGAAAUUUCUCUUAAUGUUGAAUCAAUCAUAAUUUUUUUCUUGCUUAA
Dendrobium catenatum is the source of this 894-nucleotide messenger RNA. Its product is annotated as proteasome subunit beta type-2-A-like. Gene Ontology annotation, molecular function: peptidase activity. Gene Ontology annotation, cellular component: cytosol; proteasome core complex, beta-subunit complex; proteasome core complex. The transcript has 3 exons. The coding region runs from base 130 to 729 and encodes 199 amino acids. Gene Ontology annotation, biological process: proteasomal protein catabolic process. The record is from RefSeq and is a predicted model, not a curated record. Lineage: Eukaryota; Viridiplantae; Streptophyta; Magnoliopsida; Asparagales; Orchidaceae.